Messenger RNA from Gorilla gorilla gorilla (western lowland gorilla), 3533 nucleotides. RefSeq names its product phosphatase and actin regulator 1 (gene PHACTR1). Gene Ontology annotation, biological process: cell motility; stress fiber assembly. Lineage: Eukaryota; Metazoa; Chordata; Mammalia; Primates; Hominidae. The record is from RefSeq and is a predicted model, not a curated record. Gene Ontology annotation, molecular function: actin binding. The coding region runs from base 518 to 2467 and encodes 649 amino acids. The transcript has 16 exons.
AAUUAGCAGUCUAAUGUGUUCUAAAGAGCAGCUCCACUCAGAUCUCUUCUUAAGGGUUGCAUUUCAUCACAGUAUAAAUGGGCAAAUCCAUCACUUCCCUCUGCUCAGUGCUCUUGAAGCGAGAUUGAAGGGAAAAUUAGAAGCUGUUCAUUUGGGCUUGCGGGCUCAGAAGCGUCGCACUGCUUUGUUUUGUACUCUACCGUGUCCUGUUGAAAGGGGUCAACAAGUGCCGGGGAGGGUGCAGAGGCUGAGGCUGGCGUCACCUUCCGUUGCUAAGGUAACGUGCUCUGGCCAUUUUAUCUGAUAAAGGAAGUCCAGUGGACUGUAUGCAUUAUUCAUCACUGUUCUAAUCAAACAAUCAAAAUCGUUUACUUUCACCGGGAAUAUUUAGCAAGAUCAAAGACACUCUGGCUGGAACGGCUCUUGUUUUACCGCUGACAGAUAGCCUUUGAUUUUUAUUUUUUGCAGUGUUCCAGUGAACAUUUUCUCUCAAAACUCUGUGUUUGGAACAUCAAGGAUGGAUUAUCCCAAAAUGGAUUAUUUUCUGGAUGUAGAGUCUGCUCACAGACUCUUGGAUGUUGAGUCAGCUCAAAGAUUCUUCUACAGUCAAGGAGCUCAAGCUCGCCGGGCGACCCUGCUCCUGCCUCCCACAUUAAUGGCGGCAUCCUCGGAGGAUGAUAUAGACCGGCGGCCCAUCCGGAGAGUGCGCUCCAAGAGCGACACGCCGUACCUCGCAGAGGCCAGGAUCUCCUUUAACCUGGGGGCAGCUGAGGAAGUGGAGAGGCUGGCGGCGAUGCGUUCUGACUCCCUCGUCCCAGGCACCCACACCCCACCCAUCCGCAGGAGAAGUAAGUUUGCCAACCUGGGAAGGAUUUUCAAGCCUUGGAAAUGGAGGAAGAAGAAAAGCGAAAAGUUCAAACACACGUCAGCAGCCCUGGAAAGGAAAAUAUCUAUGAGGCAAAGCAGAGAAGAGCUGAUAAAGCGAGGAGUCCUGAAGGAAAUCUAUGAUAAAGAUGGAGAACUCUCUAUAUCCAAUGAAGAGGACUCCCUAGAAAAUGGGCAGUCCCUGAGCUCCAGCCAGCUGUCUCUGCCUGCCCUGUCCGAAAUGGAGCCAGUCCCAAUGCCCAGGGAUCCCUGCUCAUAUGAGGUGCUCCAACCGUCAGACAUCAUGGAUGGGCCAGUGUCUGAAGAGAGUCCCUCUGCCAGUGAGUCUGGAGUCCUCCUGUCCCAAGAUCCUUCAGCCAAACCAGUCCUGCUACUGCCCCCCAAAAAACCUGCUGCUUUCCCUGGAGACCAUGAAGAGACCCCAGUGAAGCAGCUGCCCCUUCUCAAGCAGCCCCCGGCCCUGCCUCCCAAACCCACUACCAGGAUUGCCAACCACUUAACAGAUCCUGGCGCCCCUGUGAAAUUGCCUUGUCUGCCAGUGAAACUGUCGCCUCCGCUACCUCCAAAGAAAGUCAUGAUCUGUAUGCCCGUGGGGGGGCCAGACCUCUCACUGGUGUCCUACACAGCCCAGAAGAGUGGCCAGCAGGGUGUGGCCCAGCACCACCACACUGUCCUGCCCUCCCAGAUCCAGCACCAGCUGCAGUACGGCAGCCACGGCCAGCACCUCCCCUCCACCACCGGCUCCCUCCCCAUGCACCCCUCGGGCUGCAGAAUGAUAGACGAGCUCAACAAAACGCUGGCCAUGACCAUGCAGAGGCUGGAAAGCUCUGAGCAGCGGGUCCCCUGUUCCACUUCUUACCACAGCUCUGGGUUACACUCGGGUGAUGGGGUCACCAAAGCAGGACCUAUGGGCCUUCCAGAAAUAAGACAAGUGCCAACUGUUGUGAUUGAAUGUGAUGACAAUAAAGAAAAUGUGCCUCAUGAGUCAGACUACGAAGACUCUUCUUGCCUGUAUACAAGAGAAGAGGAGGAAGAGGAGGAGGACGAAGAUGACGACAGCUCAUUAUACACCAGCUCCCUGGCCAUGAAGGUCUGCAGGAAGGACUCCUUAGCCAUCAAACUCAGCAACAGGCCCUCCAAGCGAGAGCUGGAAGAAAAGAACAUCCUUCCCAGGCAGACGGAUGAGGAGCGGCUGGAGCUGAGGCAACAGAUUGGCACCAAGCUCACCAGGCGGCUGAGCCAGAGGCCAACUGCAGAGGAACUGGAACAGAGGAACAUUUUGAAACCUCGGAAUGAACAAGAGGAACAGGAGGAGAAGAGAGAGAUCAAGAGGAGGCUAACCCGAAAGCUCAGUCAAAGGCCCACGGUGGAAGAGCUUCGGGAAAGAAAGAUCCUCAUCCGCUUCAGUGACUACGUGGAGGUGGCUGACGCUCAGGACUAUGACCGCAGGGCAGAUAAGCCGUGGACCCGCCUCACCGCUGCAGACAAAGCUGCCAUCCGAAAGGAGCUCAACGAAUUCAAAAGCACUGAGAUGGAAGUUCAUGAAUUGAGUAGACACUUAACAAGGUUUCACCGACCUUAACAGUCGAAUUCCUCGAGUGCUAUGCUGUCUUCAAAACAUAAAUUUAUAAGAACCAUAAGUGCUGGUAUUUAUUCACUUCCCCAUUACGAUGUAAAUCUUCUGAACUGCCUUUUUUUUAAAAAGAAGAAGAAAAAUCAAGGAAACACAAUCAGGAUUUUAUGUGUGAAAACGCAAAAGUAAUGGCUCGGCGGUCCGAGCUGCUGGUCCCACUUCUGACACCAAAAUGCAUCCCAACCCCCGGCAGUGCCAAGGGCACCGGCAGGGCCCUGACUGAAGACUGUCUGGCAGGUGGAACGGUCCUUGUCCUCUCCAGCCAGGCCCAGCAGGCACUGCCUUCAUGAAGUCUCCAGCAAACCUCUUCCUCACAAGUGUCUGUCACCUGAGUCCAAAGAAAGCUGAAGGGGUGGGUUUGUUUUGGGAGGUACUGUGCAAAGCUAAUGAUCUGGUUGGACUUCUACACUUGGCCAAAGGUACUGGCUCCAGACAUGACAUUUGGUUUGGGGGCCCUUUGAAGUUGAUGCCAAGAAGGAGGGAACACUUCUCAGUUGCCCAUGGCUUUUCCCUCCCUUCAGCCACCACCCACACAGUGAACAAAAGGCAAGGGCCCAUUUCUGGGGGAGUCUGGCUGCCUCUUGGCUACGAAGGCUGGCACUGAGCACCCAUCCUACUCCCUCUGCCUGAGCUGAGCUGCCUUUCAGGAAGCUCUGGUUUAGAAGGGGAAAGAUGUCAUAUGCUCAGUUCAAAUAAUCAACCCAACUGUGUUCAGAGAGUCCAGUGUCAUAAGUGACCCACACACACACACAGCCAUUGCUAAGGUACUCCUGUGUUGUUUAUAAGUCUGAGUGGGAGGACUCUAUUGAACCCUGUGGGGUCAGAAACUGCUUGGCUGACAUUUAUUUUCUCUGUGUGCCUCGAAGCCGAUGAUUAUAUGGCUUGGGAGUUCUUAGCUUCUGUGUAUAGGACCAGUGCAUGCAGGCCAGAAAUCACUCCUGUAGGACUGGCUUUCCAGCCACUGAGGGACUUGGAACCACUCCAUGGCCUUCUCUCUCUCUUUUUUUUUUUUUUU